Blepharisma stoltei is the source of this 825-nucleotide messenger RNA. Lineage: Eukaryota; Ciliophora; Heterotrichea; Heterotrichida; Blepharismidae. The record is from the annotation of a GenBank genome assembly.
AUGGACCCAGAAGACCCUAUCAGCAUAUUUGCUGAUAUGAAAUUAAACUCAGAUGACUUCUUUCAAAUCCUCGAAACUCACCGCAAAAGUUGCCAAAGAGAAGGCCGCUAUGAUGAAGCUGAACUAACUCGUUUACGAAUCUUAGAAUUGCGAGCUCAUGAAGAAAAAGCCAAAAAAGAUUAUCUCCAAGCAAAGCACCAAGCUGAAAAAGCAGGCCUUGUUGAAGCCCAUAAAAUGGAAAUAGAGAAAUUAAAUGAAAUUUGGGAAACCGAUCUUAUGCCCAGAUUUGAAGACAGUGUAAGAAGUGCAGUUAUAGAACUCAGAGACAAACAUAGAAGAGAAAUGGAAGAACUUAGAGACAGAAAAGAAAGAGAAAUAGAAAAAAUAAAGCAGCAUCCUCCUUCAGAAAUACUUAAUCUUAGAAAAAGAGUUGACUCGUUAGCGUCUGCUGGAGAAUAUAUGGCUGCAAAGAAAAUCAAAAUGAACUUAAUUGAGGCUGAAAGUGGCUGGCAAGGGAAAAUUGAUGGGAAGUUAAAGGAUAAAUGAGCUGAAAAUAUAGAAAAAUUAAUAGAAAAACAAGAAAAAGAGCUUAACUCACUGCUGGAUAAGCUUGAAAAGUAAUUGAUAAAUAGACAAAGACAGCUAAAAAAAGCCCAGUGGGACAAAGAGAUUGAAAUUUUGAAAAAAAGAUAUAACAACGUAAGAAAUGACCUUAUAAACCAGCAGAAAAUCGAAAAGCAAAAACUCGUCAAAGAAUUCAGCGUAAAAAGACAAGCAAUGGAAAGCAUCACUAAAAAGCCGAAAAAACCAGCAAAUCUGAGGUAA